ACCCCUAAACAACGUCAAGAAAAACCUUGAGCACUAAAAUCAAUAGAAGCAAGAAAGAAAGAACUCCAAAAACACUGAGCAGAGCUCAAAAGAAUUAAAACUUCUUAAAAAUAAAAAAAGAUGAACUUGUUUAGGUUAGCUGGAGAUAUGACCCACCUGCUAAGCGUAGUGGUUUUGCUUCUCAAGAUCCGCAAAAUGAAAUCUUGUGCUGGAAUUUCGCUGAAGACUCAAGAACUGUAUGCUAUAGUUUUCCUCACUCGGUACCUUGAUUUAUUUGUGAUCUACCGCUCUUUUUACAACACUAUAAUGAAACUAGUAUUUAUCGGGACUUCAGUUGGAAUUGUCUGGUACAUGCGUUACCAUAAAGUUGUGAAGCAAACAUACAGCAAGAGUGAAGAUACUUUUAGACAUUAUGUUCUCGUUCUCUUGUGCUUUGCCCUUGCCCUUUUGGUCCACCGUUCCUUUAAUGUGAUUGAGGUGUCAUGGGCAUUUUCAAUUUAUCUUGAAGCGGUGGCUAUCUUACCCCAGUUGCUAGUGCUGCAAAGAUCAAAGAACAUUGAUAACUUGACUGUAAAUUACGUUUUCCUUCUUGGUGCUUACCGGACCUUGUAUAUCUUCAAUUGGGUUUAUCGUUUUUUCACAGAAGGAGUUCAAGUCCGCUGGAUACCUUGGAUUUCAGGCCUUGUUCAGACUGCUUUAUAUGCUGACUUUUUCUACUACUAUAUUAAGAGUUGGAAGAAUCGAGAGCAGCUUAAGCUGCCUGCGUGAGUUAUAAAGAGCUUAAACGCAAGUAGCACGAAACGUGUUGAGAACUUUGCGUUUCGGAUAUAAAAUUUGAUCUUUAACAGAGGGAACCUUAAAAUAAAACGUUCCACCAUGUCCAUGUCCAUGUCCAAGUAUCCCGUUUUUCCAUAUCCGUGCUACAUCGACUUGAAGGUUUUAUAACAAAAAAGAAAAGUUCAUGCAAUUGUAGUGGAUUGCAUAUGACAUCUAGUUUAAAUAGAGGAGAUUUAGCUUUAGUUGCUUAUAACCUUGAGUUUAUGCACUGUUCGCCCUUGUAAUGUUGUUUAUAUGUAAUGUUGUUUAUAAAUGAAAAUUUAAAGGUCCUACAUGAAUACAAGUUGAUAACUCA
Mercurialis annua (annual mercury) is the source of this 1132-nucleotide messenger RNA. RefSeq names its product ER lumen protein-retaining receptor-like. Gene Ontology annotation, molecular function: ER lumen protein retrieval receptor activity. The record is from RefSeq and is a predicted model, not a curated record. NCBI's taxonomy places the organism in Eukaryota, Viridiplantae, Streptophyta, Magnoliopsida, Malpighiales, Euphorbiaceae. Gene Ontology annotation, biological process: endoplasmic reticulum to Golgi vesicle-mediated transport; protein retention in ER lumen. Gene Ontology annotation, cellular component: membrane; endoplasmic reticulum; cis-Golgi network. The transcript is spliced from 6 exons. Bases 121 to 768 code for a protein of 215 amino acids.